Messenger RNA from Penicillium salamii, 1677 nucleotides. The record is from the annotation of a GenBank genome assembly. NCBI's taxonomy places the organism in Eukaryota, Fungi, Ascomycota, Eurotiomycetes, Eurotiales, Aspergillaceae.
AUGGAGCAUGCAGAAGGAAUCCCUGCCACCCAGCCAGUCCGGGAAGGUGGGCCAAUACAACGAUCCUCAACCGCGAGUACCCUCCACCAUAAUGAAUUUGAUGAUUCAUUUAGAUCAAGACUACGAUCAUUCUUUCAUCGAGAUAGUCAUAUCGGUCAUGUCGCCCAACAUCCGUUGCGGGGGAGCCAAGAGAUCGAGAUCCAUACCUGGACUGGUCCUGACGAUCCAGAUAACCCGUUCAAUUGGAGCAAAACAUACAAAUGGGUCUUGACUUUGACCGUCUGCUUCAUUUCCAUUUUAACCGGUCUGCCGGCCGGAUCGUAUGGCGCAGGAAAUGACUACAUGGCCAAAUUGUUCCAUGUUCAGAACGAGCCCUUUCCCAAUCUCGCCUGGGCCACAACCUCAUGGAAUAUGGGCGCUGCAUUCUGGCCGUUGAUUUUUGUCCCACUAACCGAGUCUUCUGGGCGUAUGCCUGGCUAUUUCGUGGCAUAUUUCAUUCUGGUUGUGUCCCUAUUCCCUUCGGCUUUUGCGCAAAACUUUGCGACGCUGGUGGUGACUCGAUUCUUUGGUGGUGGUGCUUCCUCGGUUUCAAUCAACAUUGUGGGCGGUAGUAUCAGUGAUGUCUGGUAUGGAGAUAAAGCUCGAAGCUUACCGAUGUCGCUGUUUGGCUUCACCAGUGUGGUUGGAAUCGCGCUAGGUCCGUUUAUUGGAGCGGCCAUUCAACAAAUUCAGAAGGACAGUCCAUGGAGAUGGAUCUUCUACGUUCAGAUCAUUUACAACGCUGCUCUGAUCCCGGUGUUCUGGCUGAUCCUUCGCGAAACUCGUGCAGAUGUGAUUCUGAAGAAGCGAGCCAAGAAGCUUCGCAAGGAGACUGGCCGUGAAAUAUAUGCAGAAGCUGAUUUGAAUACCACGAGCGUAUGGAAACUGAUGCAAGUUUCAUUCGAGCGCCCCACGCGCAUGUUGAUAACAGAACCCGUUGUCAUUUUCUUCACAUUGUGGGUCAGCUUCGCAUGGGGAAUUCUUUUCCUUUUCUUCUCGAGUGUGGCACAGACAUUCAGUGCCAAUUAUGGUUGGGGCACAUUCCAGACCGGUCUGGUACAAUUGGCGAUCUCCGUAGGAGCUGUCAUUGGUACUGUCUUCAAUCCCAUCCAGGACUGGAUCUAUCUCAACUCCGCCAAAAGAAACCGCGAACGUCCAGGAAAGGCCAUCCCAGAAGCACGUCUGUACACUUCCAUACCAGGUAGCCUCUUAUUUGCCGGAGGACUUUUCUGGUACGGUUGGGCCAGUGUCGGGAAUGGGUCCGUCCACUGGAUUGUGCCGACGCUGGGAAUUGGCUGCACUGGAGUGGGUAUCUACUCCAUUUACAUGGCUGUGGUUAAUUAUCUGACGGACGCAUAUGAAAAAUAUGCAGCCUCCGCUUUAUCUGCAGCUUCGUUGGGCCGUAACACCUUCGGUGCCUUCCUUCCUCUCGCAUCCUUCGAGCUAUUCGAUACGCUGGGAUAUGGCUGGGCUGGCUCCUUGCUUGGAUUUGUCGGUAUUGCCCUCUCGGUGGUGCCCGUGGUACUCGUACUGAAAGGGCCCGAAAUUCGCCGUCGCAGUCCAUUCAUGCGUGAGUCUAUGUGGGAACCUGGCGACGACACAGAAAAGGAUCAAGUUUCGGACAAGACCGAGGUCUGA